AUGGCAUCCGCUCCAAGAGGUCGUCUCCAAGGCAAGAAUGCCAUCAUUACCGGUGCAGCUGGCGGCAUCGGCCUCGAAACCAGCAUCCUCUUCGCCCGCGAAGGCGCCAACAUCCUAAUGGCCGACAUCUCGGCCCCCGCCCUCGAGAAAGCCCUCGCCAAGAUCAAAGAAGUCGUUCCUACCGCUCCCCGCGUUGAGACCAUCAAAUGCGACGUCUCCAAGGAAUCCGACGUACAAGCCAUGGUCGAGUCCCAGGACAGCUGGGGCGGCACCGACGUCAUCUUCAACAACGCGGGCAUCAUGCACGCCGACGAUGCCGACGCCAUCGACACCCCCGAGAAGAUCUGGGAUCUGACGCAUAACAUCAACGUCAAGGGUGUGUGGUUCGGAUGUAAGCAUGCUGUGCUGAGUCUGCGUCGUCACAAGAAGACCAAGGGCAGCAUCAUCAACACGGCGAGUGUGGUCGCCUUGGUGGGAAGUGCUACGCCGCAGUUGGCAUACACGGCUAGUAAGGGUGCUGUGUUGGCGUUGACGCGCGAAUUGGCUAUUGUGCAUGCGAGGGAGGGAUUCCGGUUCAAUGCGCUGUGUCCGGCGCCGUUGAACACUCCCCUCUUGCAAGAUUGGCUGGGUGACGACAAGCCCAAGCGCUUCCGGCGGGAGGUGCACUUCCCUACUGGUCGGUUCGGAGAGGCUAUUGAGCAGGCUCAUGCCGUGGUGUUUUUGGCUAGUGACGAGAGCAGUUUCGUCAAUGGUAGUGACUUUGUUGUGGAUGGUGGAAUGUCCAAGGCGUAUGUUACUCCAGAGGGACCGGCCACUGCUGCUCCUCAGAAUCUGGGGCAUUAG
This is a messenger RNA of Aspergillus luchuensis, 843 nucleotides long. Its product is annotated as putative short-chain dehydrogenase/reductase family protein. The record is from RefSeq and is a predicted model, not a curated record. The transcript has 4 exons. Gene Ontology annotation, molecular function: oxidoreductase activity. Lineage: Eukaryota; Fungi; Ascomycota; Eurotiomycetes; Eurotiales; Aspergillaceae. Bases 1 to 843 code for a protein of 280 amino acids.